GUGGUGGCACACGCGAUGAUACCGUCGAUUGAGAUUCAUUUAUCUUGGAUCAUUGUAUUAUGGCUCUCCAGAUUUUUGAUGAGCUGUCUCCCCCCGCGUCCCUCUAAUGCUAAUACAAAUUUCUGCUGCAUGUCUGGACUUAAGGACAUGUACAAGCUAAAGACUUAUGAUAUUGGGGUGUACGCCCAGGAUGAACCAUUAGAAUUUGGUAAAACUGAUAUGCGCUUCCUGUCUAACUUGCUCGCAGAUAGACCAUACUUCUAUGGCGACGAGCCUACUCUGCUGGAUAUGGUGACGUUCUUAAAUCUCGCACAACUGCAUUUCAUCGACAAGAAUGUACCCCACCCCCUGCGAGAUGCUCUGAACGAAUCGUUCCCCAAUCUGGUCGGUCUAGUCUCCCGUAUUAAGGACCAUGCCUUCGAGUACUGGGAUGAAAUCUGUAUUACGCACCUCAUAACCAUUAAUGCAAAGCUCGCUAUGAAGGAGGUGAAACUGCCCACGGAGGACACUGGGCCCGCUGAAAAACAGCCACUCCCAGACGAACCAGUAAACGACGAGAGUGAUGAAGAAGAAGAACAGGAGCAAGAACCUGAAGAUAAAAAGGAGACAGACAACGAAAAUGAAAAGUAACCAACAUACAUAUAAUGAUAUACAAUAGAUUAAAAGUUUAAUUAUACACUUGAGAAUCAAACUCGUCAUAUAUUCUGUAAAUUAUAAGCGUGUAAAUCCAUUUGUCUUUCCCGUUCCUUUCAGUUUUGGGCGCUUGUGUGUCUAUUACAAUGAUUACGCGUUUUGUUUUGAUUUAUUAUCAUUUGAAGUAUAAAAUCACUCGAUUGUAUUAAUGUAUUAAGAAAGUAUCAUAUAGAGUAGUGUUAACUAACUUAGAAUGUUGUAGUAAUUAGAAUAUUGAUUGUAUUUUGAAUCUGUUAAAAUGCUUGGUAUAAAUAUGAUUAUCUUGAUAUGUAGGUAACCAUUUAUUUUGAAAAUUGCGAAGUAAUUAAGUUUAAAUGUAAUAAGGUUAUUUAAGGAUUGUUAGGGUAGGUACUUAAUUGUUGUGGCAUAAAUAGAUGUAUAAAAUGUUUACAUUCAUGUUGUACAAUGCCAUAUGUAGUAAAGUACCCUUUUCAAUCAUAUAUUACUUGAGAUAAUCCCAAGGUAUUAAUUAGUCUUAUCUUAUGAGAAUAGAACUUUGUAUUAUACUACUUACGUCUAUUUUACGACUGUGGACCCUACUUAAUUAUGAAAUGUGUAACGCUAUGAUAUUUAAGUGUAGCUGUAAUCUAAACCUAAAAUUGUCUGAUAGUAAAUAAUUGAAAUUAUUAUGCGUUCGGAUUUGAAAGCUAGUAUACAAGACGAAGAUGGAGCUGAUGUGAAUGAAAAGGAUGUUUUUGAGAUUCCUGUAUUUUAUUGGUUUUUACAAUUAAAAUUUACAAUAUACAAAUUUUUGAUAAACAAGAAAGCCUGGAAGACUGUAUUUUCAAAUUAUUAUGUAAUUCAUAGUCCAUAAAUUUUUAUAUUGUAUUAUUAAGAUUAGAAACAAAUGUCCUCAAGUUUCGUAUGUACGCAAUUAAUUAUCCAAUUUUCUGUAUGUUAUUGUCAAUACAAAGUAUUAUUUUACAACUCAAUCGUUAUAAGUCUAUUGUUAUUGGUCUGACCGGUUUAGCAUUCGGAAACAGUACGGUUGAAGGGUUUUCGUUGUUCUUUCUCUGAAACAGCCAUGAAAUGAAUUUCAUGUCCUCAACUCCUAUAGUAAGAGAGUAAUGUAUUCAAGGCACAGCAGUCCAUAUUAAUUAAUAGCAAUUUAAACGUAAUCAUAUAUAUAUUUUAUAAUUGUAGUACUUAAGUCUUAAAGUGAUAUAGAUUGUGUUUAUUUGCGCACAAACUGAGCUCAACUAUGAAUUAUUUAACUAAAUAUACUUAAAUAAGACUGUUUCGAGUCUAUACUCUCGGAUGUUUAUUAUAAAGUUUGACUGAUUAAUUAGAGUAAAAAAAGUGUCAUUUUCAUCGUUUUUGAUUUUUUUGCGAAGUUAGUUACUUAAACUGGGUUGUUAUAACAUUUUAGUAACUAAAUCACUUGAAUAAAUUGCUAUUUCUUACAUUGCUCGAAAACAAUGUUAUUUUUUUCUGUAUGACAUAGAAGUCGCCAACUAAGUAUAUUUGCUUUUUAGAGCAUCAUAUUGAUUCAUUUGGAUUUUUUCCAAACUAAUAGUCUGAUAAAUUAUAAACAUAUAACUAACAUAACACUAAGUCUACAGAUCUGAAAUUAAUCUGGUAUCAAUAGAAAUUGAAUGAUAACUUUGCUAAGGUUAACAAAUAGACGAUAGAAUAGUACGCAAUCGUAAACCACGUAACGUUGUUAGUGUAAGCCAUGUGUAGAAUGACGC
Messenger RNA from Achroia grisella, 2384 nucleotides. RefSeq names its product failed axon connections-like. Gene Ontology annotation, cellular component: cytoplasm. The record is from RefSeq and is a predicted model, not a curated record. Bases 16 to 630 code for a protein of 204 amino acids. The transcript has 4 exons. Lineage: Eukaryota; Metazoa; Arthropoda; Insecta; Lepidoptera; Pyralidae.